AUGAGAUUCCUCUUUUGCUUGUGUUGGUAUGGACUUUACAGUGGUCUCGCAACAGCUAGGAGUCUGACGUACUACUUGUCAAACAAGUAUGAUUAUACGCAGUUCAAUCCGUUCUACGAUGGGCUGAGAGUUAACACUAUGACCAGUCUGGUCUUUCAGACCAGAGGCAACAACGACGCCCAUGUUCUCCUUCUGCACGACAAUAACAACUUCGAUAACAACGUGGUAGAGAUUGUGAUUGGUGGAUAUGUGAAUAGUAAAUCUGUCAUCAGAAACCAAAUGCAAGGGAACAAUUUGGCCGAAUACUUGGGCUAUAUACUCAUCGCCUACUCCUUCCAAUGGUUUUGGAUCUCUUGGAACGGCGGUUGUGUAAGGGUCGGCAAGGGCUCCAUUGUAGGCAACUCUCAGAUAAUGCAGUGGUGCGGACCAUACUACAGCAUUAACGGCAUCCGAUUCAGCUAUGGCUUUGACAGCGCAGGGGUAUUCGUCAUUCCUCUACCGAACAAGUCUUGUUCCGCUCCCCCGAGUAUCAGUAAUGGUAGCCCCAGCUACUCGGGCACUGACCACGGCAGCGCGGUAACCUACUACUGUAAUGUCGGGCACCAGAUUUUCAGAGGGUCUGAAACGCUCACGUGCUCUGACGGCACAUGGUUGGGUUCCACACCGUUAUGUUUUGAUAUCAACGAGUGCGCACCUGCCCCGUGUAAGAACGGCGCCACGUGUAGCAAUCUUCUGAACGCGUAUUCCUGCACAUGCGCACCUGGCUGGCAGGGAACGAACUGUGAACAGGAUAUUAACGAAUGCUCACCUGCUCCGUGUAAAAAUAGCGCUACGUGCAACAAUCUUCUGAACGCGUACUCGUGUACAUGCUCACCGGGCUGGCAGGGAACGAACUGUGACAAGGAAAUCAACGAAUGCGUAGCUGUCCCGUGUAAAAACGGCGCAACUUGCAACGACCUUCUUAACGCGUAUUCGUGUACAUGCGCACCGGGCUGGCAAGGAACGAUUUGUGACCAGGAUGUCAAUGACUGCGCACCUGCCCCGUGUAAGAACGGCGCCACAGGUAACAAUCUUCUGAACGCGUAUUCCUGCACAUGCGUACCGGGCUGGCAGGGAACGAACUGUGACCAGGAUAUCAACGAGUGCGCACCUGCCCCAUGUAAAAACAACGCCACGUGCAACGACCUUCUGAACGCGUACUCGUGUACAUGCGCACCAGGCUGGCAGGGAACCAACUGUGAACAAGUGUCCAGUGUUUCCAUAUUGAUCAAGGCUGACCACUCUACCCAAAAGCACGUCAAUCCUGGCGGAUCCAAUGUAGACAUUGUGGUAAUAGCCGUCGCUGUAGAGCUAACUUCUGCAAUACGGAUAUCAACGAGUGCGCACCCUCCCCCGUGUAAGAACGGCGCCACGUGUAGCAAUCUUCUGAACGCGUAUUCCUGCACAUGCGCACCUGGCUGGCAGGGAACGAACUGUGAACAAGAUAUUAACGAAUGCUCUACCGCUCCGUGUAAAAACAGCGCAACGUGCAACAAUCUUCUGAACGCGUACUCGUGUACAUGCUCACCGGGCUGGCAGGGAACGAACUGUGACCAGGAAAUCAACGAAUGCGUACCUGCUCCGUGUAAAAACGGCGCAACGUGCAACGACCUUCUGAACGCGUACUCGUGCACAUGCGAACCGGGCUGGCAAGGAACCAACUGUGACCAGAAUGUCAAUGAAUGCGCACCUGCCCCGUGUGAGAACGGAGCCACGUGUAGCAACCUCCACAACGCGUAUUCCUGCACGUGCGUUCUGGGCUGGCAGGGAACGAACUGUGACCAGGAUAUCAAUGAGUGCGCAACCUUCCCGUGUAAAAACAACGCCACGUGUAACAACCUUCUGAAUGCAUACUCGUGUACAUGCGCACCGGGCUGGCAGGGAACGAACUGUGACCAGGAUAUCAACGAGUGCGCACCUGCCCCGUGUAAUAACGGAGCCACGUGUAACAAUCUACUCAACUCGUAUUCCUGCACGUGCAUAACGGGAUGGCAGGGAACAAACUGUGACAACGAUAUCAAUGUGUGCGCUCCUGCCCCAUGUAAAAACAAUGCCACGUGCAUCGACCUUCUGAACGCGUACUCGUGUACAUGCGCACCUGCCUUGCAGGGAACGAACUGUGACCAGGAUAUCAACGAAUGCGCACCUGCCCCGUGUAAGAAUGGAGCCACGUGUAAAAAUCUCCACAACGCGUAUUCCUGCACGUGCGUACCGGGCUGGCAGGGAACGAACUGUGACCAGGAUAUCAACGAAUGCGCGACCGUCCCAUGUAAAAACAACGCCACGUGCAAUAACCUUCUGAACGCGUACUCGUGCACUUGCGCACCGGGCUGGCAGGGAACGAACUGUGACCAGGAUAUCAACGAGUGCACACAUGCCCCGUGUAAGAACGGAGCCACGUGCAACAAUCUUCUGAACGCGUACUCGUGCAAUUGGGCACCGGGCUGGCAGGGAACGAACUAUAUCAACGAGUGCGCACCUGCCCCGUGUAAGAACGGCGCCUCGUGUAACAAUCUACUCAACUCGUAUUCCUGCACGUGCUUAACGGGAUGGCAGGGAACAAACUGUGACAGCGAUAUUAACGAGUGCGCACCUGCCCCAUGUAAAAACAACGCCAGGUGCAUCGACCUUCUGGACGCGUACUCGUGUACAUGCGCACCGGGCUGGCAGGGAACGAUUUGUGACCAGGAUAUCAACGAAUGCGCACCUGCCCCGUGUAAGAACGGAGCCUCGUGUAACAAUCUCCUCAAUGCGUAUUCCUGCACGUGCGUACCGGGAUGGAAGGGGACGAACUGUGACCAGGAUAUCAACGAGUGCGCACCUGUCCCAUGUAAAAACAACGCCACGUGCAUCAACCUUCUGAACGCGUACACGUGCACUUGCGCACCGGGCUGGCAGGGAACGAACUGUGACCAGGAUAUAGACGAAUGUGCACCUUCCCCUUGUAAAAACUACGCCACGUGCAACGACCUUCUGAACGCGUAUUCGUGUACAUGCGCACCUGGCUGGCAGGGAACCAACUGUGAACAUGACAUUGACGAAUGCCAGCCGGGUCCCUGUAAGAACGGUGCCAAGUGCAGCGACCUUCUGAAUGCGUACAGGUGCACGUGCCAAUCAGGCUGGCAGGGAACAUAUUGUGACCAGGAAGUAAGCUCUUCAGCGACGGCUAUUACCACACUGUCUACAUCGGAUCCGCCAGGAUUGACGUGCUGGGAAGAGUGGUCAGCCUUGAUCAAUAUGGAAACACUGGACACUGGUAAUGGAGACAGACAGUCAUACUCAUCUUUAAAUUGUCUUUGUCCAAGUUACUGUUCCCGGGAAGUUGUGGCUGAAGAUUGGUUCCCGCUUGUGGAUGCGUACCUGUCGACGUGUGGAAAAUUACGUCUGAAGUGGGAAAACUCUCCGCAUGCGAAACAUGGCCCAGCCAGGACAACUACACUGUUGCCGCCGCCACAGCAAUGUUACGAUGAGUGGUCGGCCUGGAUCAAUACGGACACACCGGUCACUGGUGAUGGCGACAGAGAGUCACCGAGCGAUCAAGAAAAACGUUCAUUAUGUAGUAAUUACUGGCCUCCUCGUUGGAUAACUGCUGUGGAAUGCCAGACUGUGAAUGGGACCGCCUUCAACAAUACCGGUGAAAAAGUUCAAUGUUCCAUCCAGAAUGGUUCCGUGUGUUUGAAGGUUGACAACAACCAGAAUCCCCACAGCCAGAACAUCUACAGGGGUUCCGCCGCCGGAUCCGAGAAAAACUCCAACAGUCACAGCCAGAACAUCUACAGCGUCUCCGCCGCUGGGAAGAGGAACUCCAGCAGUCACAGCCAGAACAUCUACAGCGUCUCCGCCGCUGGGAAGAGGAACUCCAGCAGUCACAGAUACAGACACGAUUUAACCUGUGGUGUUCAAUACUUCAGUCUUGGAGUAAUCAAGAACAAGAUGCAUUCUGUCCAACUGGAACCAUCACCGCUGUUGACUGCCAGACUGUAG
This is a messenger RNA of Dreissena polymorpha, 4023 nucleotides long. Its product is annotated as fibropellin-1-like. Lineage: Eukaryota; Metazoa; Mollusca; Bivalvia; Myida; Dreissenidae. The record is from RefSeq and is a predicted model, not a curated record. Gene Ontology annotation, molecular function: calcium ion binding. The coding region runs from base 1 to 4023 and encodes 1340 amino acids. The transcript is spliced from 36 exons.